GACAUGGAGGGACGUAACGUGCUCUACUUUUCACCUACAAAAGAUAAUAUGAGGGCCAUUAUUGGCAAAACAGUUAAUAAACUUAAUGAAUAGUUAAACCGAACCAUAAAAAUAUAUUAGCCACGUGCACACAGGGUUUCCAGUCUGUUCGAGAGGAAAAAAGUACCGUAGUUCGCUUUUGCGUCAGUCCAGACACUCCAGACUGUCCCAAUGCACUAGACUGUACGUGACGUAUCUAAAAACGGAUGAACAGGUGCAAACAGAAAGUCACGGCAUAUGCCAAGCUACAGUUUUGUCUUAUUUGCAGUCAUAUUGUCGAGGUGUUCCACCUAUCGAUCUCCGAAGGGAGGAAGGCGCAGGCUGGCACUGUAAGGGCCCCACUAACAAAGUAUGCUUGACAGCACUGGUUAUUAAACACUCCAGGUACGAAAUUAUACACCCAUACCCACACCGCAUUCGACCGAGGCGGGCAGCGUCGCGCCGUUGCUAGGAAGCGGUGUCGCAUGUCAAUGGUGGUUGUCAAGGUCUAAGAUGGCGGUCACACAACGUGUGAAAAGGACAGUACUUUUCGGCAACGCCUGGCUGCAAAAUGGAUUACGUAAUAUAUGCUAGAGGGUCAGGAUAGUUGUCUUUGAACGCAGAUCUCAUGGCGAAGGAAUGGAGCAAAAUUUGAUGUCUGUAAUGUAGACUAUCAGUCUUCCGCAACAAGAGGUGCACAGUGGACAAGAAAGCAAGGAGAUUCAUGCCACUACAAACAUGGCUGAAGAUCUCUUUUUCUUCCAGCAAAAACACAUGCGGGCAGUUCCUAAACGGUUUCGCAAAUUGCCAGAGGAUCUACCAGAGAGCCUAAAGUUUGCACACUUGAAUCCCAAAGCUGCUGCAUUUUUGGCCAGCAAAGAGAAGCAGAAACAGGAAGAGGAUUUGUUUGGGGAUGGGCUUGGUAAAAAGAGCCUAAUGCCUGAGAUAAGUCAGGCAUUUAUGUCAAUCAAGAAUCGCUUGGACAGCUCCUUGUCAAACGAUGAGGACUCUCAAAGAUACUUGUUUGAAGAAGCUCGUGUAAAUGCUGCUACAGUACUAACACAGCUGGCAAAGAUCAUUUAUAGCCAUGAAGACAUUGCCAGCCAUAUUCCCAAAAGUCUGGAGUAUAGUUUGAUGUGUGGGUCAAAGGAACUGACAGCUGAUGUUAUCAUAGUGCCAAGAGAAUGGCAGACACGUUUCAUGAAAGAGGCUCAUGCCAAGAGUACCGCUGCUGCUAUUCAGAAUGGUGAUGAAGGAGAUGGAGGUGUUGUAGGGAGUAGCAUAGAAGAUGGGCGAUCACGAGCUCCAUCUGUCAUCUCAGUGACUGGAGACAUUGCUCGUGGGAAAAAACGGAUACUGUCCAGAGGUGGUCCAGGUUUGCCAGAGAUAACUGAAGAUGGUGUGACCGGGGAGGUCAGUCUUCACUUCUUGCUGUGCCCCAUGGCAAUAAUGGAAGCCGUCUGUCCAUCAGUUCACAUACAGGUCUUCGACGUGAUAGGCGGUCCAUGCAAAGACAAAACUGCAGAUCUUUUGCCUGCAGUGGCUGGUGCCAGUUCUGUCAUAGGUCGUUCUCCCGCCACUCGACGGGGAAUGCAUGAGUAUGACCUCAUGUCAGCAUUUACAGAGACAGCAUCUGACAACAGAUCCACAUCAAUGACCAACCCCUCAUACUAUAUGUCUGUGAUACAGUUCCAGCUUUCCUCCAAGAUAUGUGAAGAGAAAGGCUGGAUAGUGCAGAAAGGUCGGGAGGAUGAGCUAGCAAAGGAAGCGGUGCUAGAGUGGUGUGUCCAAAUACUACAGCAAGCUCGCAAAAUCAUACUGGAGCAGAAGGCUCAAGAAAAAGAGAUGGGAUAUGAUAGCCCAGUUCAAGUUCGUUACUAUGGUGACACCCGAAAGGAAACUCUGCUGAAGUAUCGCAAAUCUCCAGUCAAGCCAGUUGUAAAUCCAGCCAGCAAGGGAGGCAAACCUCUGAUUCCCAUCAUGCAUGAUGACCAAAACGAAGGGAGACAGCUUGUGCUAACGGGUCAUCUAGAUGGAACAACAGUUGCAUAUUAUCCUUCAGGACGCCCUGCUGUAGUAUCAUCUGCUGCAGGAUUUGGACGUGUGGGCUUCUACACUGUUGCCUAUGAUGAUGACCCUGAUAGUAAGAUGCUGGCUUGUUUCACACCAUCAGGCUGUGGGGUCUGCUACCACAGCAGUGGCAAUGUGAGGUUCCUGGCACACAGAAAGGGAGGACGCUUAGCUGAAUCAAAUGGAAGGCUAGAGCGAAAAUGGAAGUGGCCACCAGGAGGUGUCAAAAUCACUGUACCUGUUGCCUUUCAGCUCAGCUCUUACAUCUCAUUCCGUUGUGUGUCAGAGUCACACAUGAUCCUGUUCUUCAACUGUCAAAAAGAAACUGCUCGCUUCCCUGUUCAUGCUGCUCCUGGAGUUAGUGCACCAUAUGGGUCAGAUGAAAAUGAUCAGCUGUUGACAAAUUUCACCUUCAUUUCAAGAGCAGCCCGUGACCUGCUGCGUCUCUUUGCUCCCAAGGUCAAAACAAACAAAUCAAAGCUAAAGAAAAAGGAUAAACUAGGUCGCCAGUUAGCUGAAUUAGUGAAGUCCGUGGACACUCAAGAAAAGUCACUGUAUGACAGUGAGGCAGAUAAGGAGUUAGCUCGUCUUCAGCGCAAGACCAGAAACCUGAUUGAUGAUUGGAUGGAACAUUAUCGACUUACGAUUGGUCUUCAUUCACCUCAUCUGUCAAUGAUGUCAGAUUCCCCUACACGUCUACGUCAAAGACGACAAACACAGUCAGCCAAACCAUUGGACGGUGAUAGAACUGAGCGAUGUGAAAUGCUGGGCAUGGAUAUCACGUACUCAUCAAGCAAAAUUUUGCGUGCUCCUUCUGCUCCAUCUGUACCACCUAAACAACGGGGAGGUAGUGCAGCAUCCAGGGUUCCAGUGGCUAUCCCACAAUCCAAAGUUCCAUCGCCAGUUCAGAGUGCUGUGAUACCAACAGUCAAGUUUGAAAGCAUUGUAGAAGGCCAGCCUACAAGCUGUCUACUUCGGUCGAAGUCGGCUAUGCAGUUGACCAGGUCUUUAGUGCGGCAAGAGACAGCAUCUUCAUUGCAAGACCAUGACCUGCUUCCGAACAUGACACUGUGCCCAAAUGCUGUUCACCAGCUCAUGCUUCAUCAGCCACGACCACAGUGCAGGUGCUCUCGGCAUGCCAUACCUGUCAUCCGUGAUGUUGAGUAUGAUAGGUACAUCAGCAAGGAAGCCCCACCUUCACAGCUUCAGAUUAUCAUGAUACACUCUUCUUUAUAUCCCAAUACAAAUCCUGCAGAGCCAAUGAUAAAUCGUAUAUAUGCUACACAAAACCGGAAUCGGACCAGACCAUGUCUUCAGAGCAGAACAGAUAUGUUCCGCAUUUUGAAGUAUGACAUAAACUCUGCUACAGAAGACUGUACCCACUCACAGCCCUUGCUACUGACACGGCACAACGUUGUACCUGGCAUGUUCUUGAUCUAUGCUGGUGGAAAGCUGUUAUUCUGUGAUCAUAUAUUGAAUGGCUAUGGCUACACCCAGAAAGACUUUAAAAAGCAAGUGAUGAAAAGUCGUUAUGACUUUCUGCAUGGGCAGUCACUUCCCAGUGAUUUCCGUUUCAGUCCUUCUAAAGGGUGUCAUGGGCCACGCUCAGCCUGGGGUGGUGAAAUUGGUGGAACUGGGGUGGACAGCUUUGGUAGCCCAGGUACAGCGUUGGUCAGAUCCCAGACACAAGUCCCAGCUUCAGGAAAUUCCAAAAACAGUUCCAAUCCUUGCACUGAACAGUUGAGUGAAUUGUCUGUAAGUCUGAGAAAGUUACUUGCGCUAAAGGCCCUGGACAGCUCCGAUGUUCCUUCUCUGCCUUCAAUAAUGCUACCUCCUUUCCAGAAACGAGUCCAUUGCAAGAGCUUUAGGAAUGAGUCUGUCCGGAUCGGGUUACCACCCAUGCACUCCUUUUCUGGUGCUGAAAUCAAUCCGAGAAGAACCAUUCAUGCCAACCCAGCUUCCAAUGCCAAAUUCUCAGACAAGGUAGCUGCACAAUAACUUGAUCACUGAGCACAGCUCAUCAUUUAAUGAUGACUCAAGUUGGCAGCUGACUUGAUUUAUGAUGGCUGAAAAAUAGCAGCCAGUAAUUGACAUUAAUAAGGAAAAGACCGGGUUACCUCACAGUAGCUACUAGUCAUGCACUGUACAUAUUAAAAAGAUAAAAUAUAUACUGUAAAAAUAUGUAUUAUAUAAACAUAACAAAAGCAAAAGACAGAUGUCACUGGAGUAUGUUCUUUGCUUGUUGACUAUUUAAGGUUUUUCUGGAGAUUAUGGCUCUUUCUUAAACAGAGUAAGGACAGGGAUCUUUGAGAAAAUCCCCCCAGCAUGUUAUAUGCAGCACAUAUGGGAGUUUUUGACAUAUGCUGCUAUCAGCAUGGUGAAAAUGUGGAUGUAAACACCUUUACAUUCACCUUGUUUUUGACAUGUACAUACAUAUCUGUGUACGCACAAUUUGUAGAACUUGAAACAUUUGCUUGAUAAAAGACAACAGAUUUUAAUAAAUAUGCAUUCUCUUUAGCUGCAGCAUUAUAUUUUAGGUAGAUCUUCAAGAUUUAAGUAAAUCUUCCAUUCUGCAGUCCAAAUCCAUUCAGCAUUACAAUUUUUUUUAAAUGACAUAACUUUAUGGUAACAAAUGCAAAACAUAUUAUAGGAAACUUCCUCUAUUAAUUCUUGAUAGCAACAAUUAAGUUAUCAUGAGGGUGCUGCUUGGUGAAAACUGCAGUUAAGCUCACUUGUAAAAGCCUGUGUAAUGUGCAGUCUUGAAGUAAUGUGAGAGUAACAAGUCAAAAUGCCUUCAGUCGCAACUGAUCUUAGUAAUAUCUACAAUGAAUCUAGGUCUUCCUCUUGCUUAUAAACAUCUUUCUGUGUGGUGAACCUCGGCAUUCAGUUUGUUUAAUAGUUCACUUUUCCAAAUCUGCAUCUUUGCUGUCAACUAAUUCAGCUAAGAAUGAAACCUCUUGUAUUCAUCAGUGGAUGCAACAGAAUAAAAAAUUUCUUCCAUUGAUAAAAGAUAAUUUAAAAAGCCUUCCAUUUUUAAAGAAAUUUUUUUUUUAACUUUAAAAGCAUUAUUCAGUCUGAAAAUGGUACAAAAUCCAUCCAACAAACCAAAAUGAAUGUAUAAUUAUUUUAAAUGGUUAGUAUGUUACACAUGUAAAAUGCAAAUAUUUUUGAUUGGAUAUGCACGUAACUGAUAUACUUCUUUUUGUUCAACAAACUACUGCUGAAAAUUAAGUGGUCUUUACAUUUUUUUGGGCUUUGAUGUUCUUAAAAGAAUGGAAAGAUGAUAUGGAGAAGGGAAAGAACGUAUACACAGCCAGACAGAUGAUGCAAGGGAUGGAGAGAAGAUCAUUGUUAAUGCAUUCCAGGCAAUUAGAAAUAUUUCAGCAUUAUGAAUUACAGCUAUUCAGGUAUUGCCGUCCUGUGUAUGUGAUACUGUUAUGCAUUUGUCUUUCAAAGCUGCUGAAAACUUAUUCUUGUUGGUUUACUUUUUUUGAGGUACGUAUGGCUGGAUUACUUUGUUGUAUAUUGCUAUGUAAUGCAUGCAAUAUUAUUGUAAAAAAGCAAGAGUCCACCAAACUACUGAAUUUCUUGCAUAAUCCCAUUUAAUAUUUGGAUUUCAAGUGAGAUGAUGUCAUGCAUUAUUCAGGUGUGAUGUUUGCUUACUGUGGUUAGUAGAAACCAAAUAUAAAACAUGAUUUUAAUAAACACACACACAAAUGAUAUAAGUUACAUGAAGAAUUAUUCAGUUUAUAUUUGGGUCAUGUUACCCAGAUGUUUCCCAAGUAUAAAUAUGUUAAAUCUGUAGCUGAUGUUAAGUUAAACUGUUUCUUGUCAAACUGCUUAUGUAUGCAUGCUUAUGUGUGAGAAUAUAUUUACACUCAAGUAUGAACUGGCCAUAUUUAUUAUUGUAAUAAAUGAACAGGUGCAAGUAUA
Messenger RNA from Pomacea canaliculata, 6021 nucleotides. RefSeq lists its product as uncharacterized. The record is from RefSeq and is a predicted model, not a curated record. NCBI's taxonomy places the organism in Eukaryota, Metazoa, Mollusca, Gastropoda, Architaenioglossa, Ampullariidae.